Molecule: messenger RNA, 792 nt
Organism: Polypterus senegalus (gray bichir)
Lineage: Eukaryota; Metazoa; Chordata; Cladistia; Polypteriformes; Polypteridae
Product: peptidyl-prolyl cis-trans isomerase-like
Exons: 5
Coding region: 119-613 (164 amino acids)
Biological process (GO): protein peptidyl-prolyl isomerization; protein folding
Cellular component (GO): intracellular membrane-bounded organelle
Molecular function (GO): peptidyl-prolyl cis-trans isomerase activity
Source: RefSeq, a predicted model, not a curated record
UGCCGGUACACGUUUUGUUCGGAACCAACCGCACAGGGGUUUGGACCAAUAUAUUUUAGGCUCCAAGCUUUGAUUUCCCCCCCUUCAUUAGAUCCAGGGUCAUUGAGGUAGUUUAAUCAUGGCAAGACAACGAGUUUUUUUCGAUUUAGAAGCAGACGGAAGACCACUGGGAAGGAUUAUCAUGGAGCUCCGGGGUGAUGUUGUUCCAAAGACUGCAGAAAACUUCCGUGCUUUGUGCACUGGUGAAAAAGGCUUUGGGUACAAAGGUUCUACAUUCCACAGGGUCAUUCCAGGUUUCAUGUGCCAGGGUGGGGACUUCACAAACCAUAAUGGAACUGGGGGCAAGUCUAUUUAUGGCAACAAGUUUGCCGAUGAGAACUUCACCCUGAAGCACACAGGACGUGGUAUAUUAUCAAUGGCUAAUGCAGGGCCGAACACCAAUGGCUCCCAGUUUUUCAUCUGCACUGUUGAGACUCAGUGGUUGGAUGGAAAACAUGUUGUGUUUGGUUCUGUGGUGGACGGAUUGGACGUCAUUUCCAAGGUAGAAUCAUAUGGCAGUCAAAGUGGCAAACCCAGUAAGAUAGUCAAAAUCGGCAACUGUGGACAGCUUUGAGUUAACCAAUCCAGCUUCCUGAUGUGAUGAAUUCCUGACAUACCCUUGCCUUCCCCAGAUGCAUCCCCUUGGUACCAUUGUCCCAAAUAUUUAGCUGCAUUUUGUGACAGUUGAAUUUGUUUUUUUUUUCAGUCUGUGUAGACUGCAGGAUUGUUUAUAAGACAACUUGACAAAUUAAA